AUGUCCGUCAUCAUUCGACUUCAAAAUCUGCCAAUCUCGGCAAACGCGUCGAACAUUCGCCGUUUCUUCAGUGGAUUAUCUAUUCCAGAGGGAGGAGUGCACAUAGUUGGAGGCACUGAAGGGGACGCCUUCAUUGCUUUUGCUACAGACGAGGAUGCAAGGAAAGCCAUGUUACUUGAUCGACAGUCGAUUAAUGGGGCCGCCGUUCGUUUGUUUCUAAGCAGCAAAACUGAAAUGCAAACGAUCAUCGAAUCCGCCAGAACAUCAGCUAUGUUUUCAGGUGGAGGGAAUACAGCCCUUUCUCAAGCUGUUCCUCAAAAGUCUGAAGCUAUGCAUGCACUAGACGUAACAGCUCCUACUUUGCCUAGUUCAUUCCCAUCAUAUCGCAACGGAGCCGCUCGUGAAUCGUUCGAUGAGUCAUUGAACCAGUUUGCUUAUCCCUACAACAAAGCGAGUGCUCCUCCCGUUGAUACCCCGCCUCGUGCACAGAUCGAUAUGGUAGCACGCAAUAAACCGGAGGAGUAUCCAGAACAUAUACCGCCAGAUCGGAUUCAUUCGGAUAGAGAUCGGAAUUAUGGUUACAAUAAUCCGCCGGAUAUACCCUCUAGAUAUGACAGCCGAGAUUUCCCACCAACCCGCGACUAUGGUCCGAGGGAUGCUUAUGUGAAUGAUAGGGGUGACCCACCAUACAGAUAUCACGAAGACUAUGAUUACAGUCGGCGCCCACCACCCCCCAUCCCUGAAGACUUCACUCCUAGGAAUAAGGACACUGGCUUUAGAAACAGUCCAAGAGAUCCAUACCCAGACCAGUACCCUCCGCGCCACGUUAUGGACGACAGAGCUCCGGAUUAUGGCAAGUAUCCCACGCCACCUCCUAGAUCAAAUAAUGAUCGAUUCGUACCACAUGAUGUCCCACCACGGGAAGUAAAUCGUGGUAAUAGUAAUUAUCCCCCGGAAAAUAGAAGUGGUCCGGUCCAUCCACUUGACCGGGAAGCUGCCUAUCCUCCAAAUAACAGGUUGCUGGAGGAUCGUGAUUUCUCGGUUAGACCUCCGUGGCUUGGUGCUGAUGCUCCUGGUGUGGGACCUAAGCGUCCAUUCCAACAGCCAGUUCCAGAUUAUGAAGAGUAUCCACGGAAACGUCGACCUCCUCCUCCGUCGUACGGUCGUCCAUCUGAUUUGAUACCUGGAGAAACUGAGUAUGUACUUCGUGUCUGUCUACCAGUGCCAGAAGCUGGGAUCAAAGGUGUCUUCGAAAUAUUGCGUGGGGUGCAAGUUGUACCUAAGUGGGGUAUCAGAGUAGAAGAAGACUUACUGCAACGUCCUACUGGAUAUGUGUUUAUCAUGAUGGCAAAUAGAGAUUCGUAUGACCGUGCGCUCAGUUUCGAUAAUCGUCCUUAUAAGGGAGACAUCAUCAGAGUAUUAAGUUCAUCUCUCGAAGAAUUCUACAAUGUUAGCGAUACAGGUUUUGCUUCUAAGUGUCCCCCCGAGGUUACUAAAAAGCUUCCACCUGCUGACCAGUUCUGUCCACCUCAUUAUAAUGAUGGAUGCCUUGAGCUAUCUGAACUCCCUUCUGAUACCACGAAAAUGGAAGUUGUGCGGUUCGUAGGUGCUCCCGGUUUAACUUGUGAAAAUGUUGUCCUUGCUCGAUUUUCCCCAAAUGACAGGUCUGCCCCACGAAGUGGAAACAUGACUAGAGCUCUUGUUACUCUACCGUCUGCAGCAGAUUUAAAAAUUCUACUUUCCGCCAAGUCGCGACCAUUCCGACCGGAUUCCGAACUUCCAUCAGCUCGCCUAAUAGCAAUAUCCAAACUGCAAGUUUCUGCUUAUUCCAGCUUUUCUGUGAGCGGAAAGUCUGAAGACACGCAGGAACUGGCAAAGUCGACUGUCUCACGUGACACUGAUACAGAACCAGCCAAGGCGACAGGAGUAUUUUUAACAUGCGCGUGUGUCAGCGGAUUUUCUCGCCCAGUAAAAGAUUCUGAAGUUCUAAAUUUGUUCCCUUCCAUUUUGAUUCCGGGAGAUGCAGUAAAAAUGGCUCCAGAUGGUACCACAGCUUUUAUUGAUUUCAUUAGUGAAAAUAACUGCCGUCGCGCGGUUAAUGAGGCAUCAACAGAAGGCUCUAAGGCCAAGCAAACACAUCCAACUAUUCACAUAGAAGCUAUUUCUAGGAGUGAGAUGCUGAACCGUCUUGGUCUCGAUACCAAGGGUGAUGAACAAUCCAAUUUUGACAAGCCUGUAAGACCGCGUGACAGGGACCCUCGGGAACCCCGCCCCCAGUGGGACCCACGUCAGCGUCCGCCACAUCCCAAUUCAUUUGAAAACCGUCCGCAACAUCCCAAUUCAUUUGAAAACCGCCCGCCAAGUUCAGGUAGAGGGAAGUAUGAUGAUCCUGGCUAUGAUCGUCCCGGACCACCUGCUCCUUUCGAAGAACAUCGCGACCAAUUCCGGAGAUUCCGUCCUCCAAUGGAUAACUUGCAUUCUAUUCCACCACCACAAUCGGAUCCUGUGCCUGCUCCCAGACCACCAUUGCCUGCUCCACACCGUCGGCCUAUUCCUGAUUUCGUCUCUGUUUUCGUUGGGAAUCUGCCGCCUGGAUUUACCGUUGAUCAACUAGCUGGAGUUAUGAGGGAUUAUUACUUCAUCCCCGGUUCUAUACGACUACGCCGUAAUCCUCAGGGACAACCUACUGGUGAGGCACUGCUGGACGACCGUUGGUCUUGCGUUUUGACCAUCGAAACUAGCAGUUUCCGCUUGUAUCAACCUACCGAGGAACGUUAG
Messenger RNA from Trichobilharzia szidati, 2778 nucleotides. The record is from the annotation of a GenBank genome assembly. Lineage: Eukaryota; Metazoa; Platyhelminthes; Trematoda; Strigeidida; Schistosomatidae.